CCUCCUCCAUCUCAUUCCCCAUCACCACUCCUUCUUCCUUAACCUCCACUUCCUAGUAUCACUGCCGUUUUCUGUUUAAUCUUUCUUUUCUCUUCUCUACAAAGUCGCUUGUAUCCAUAUUUUCAUUCAAAAUGGCCGAUAAUGAUGAGCAGCACAACCACACCUUUGAGCAGGCUUCGGCCGGUGCCUCUGCCACCUACCCCAUGCAGUGCUCUGCGCUUCGAAAGAAUGGACACGUCGUCAUUAAGGGCCGCCCUUGCAAAAUUGUCGAGAUGAGCACUUCUAAGACUGGCAAGCACGGUCACGCCAAGGUCCACUUGGUCGCCAUUGAUAUCUUUACCACAAAGAAGUUGGAAGAGCUGUGCCCUUCCACCCACAACAUGGAUGUCCCCAACGUCUCACGCACUGAGUACCAAUUCUCUUACAUCGAUGAUGACUACCUCCACCUCAUUGGGCAGGACGGAACCGAGAAGAAUGAUGUCAAGGUCCCCGACGGAGAUGUUGGUGAUAGGAUUAGGGAAGCUGAGGAAAAGGGUAAAGAUAUCUUGGUUACCAUCAUUGCCGCUAUGGGCGAAGAGGCUGCUAUCUCUGUUAAGGAGGCCACUUAAUCAUCUUAUCUAUUGUCAUGAGGACGGUUAAUGUAGCUUCUUUUUUCUUCAUUUCCCCCCUUCUCUCUCUUUUUUUCUUUCUCCGUGAGCGAGUUUGAUCAUUGGGUUUCAAUCAAAUCAAUUGGAGCUUGGGCGGGAGGUUCAUGAAAGCGCGAUUUUUUUCUUAAACCAAAAAAACAAACCGUUCUUCACCUUUUGUCUGAAAAAAAAAAAAGCAGAAUAUCUGCAGAGGGAGGGAAACAGACGGAACUUGGGAUAUUGCCAUUGGAUCUCAACUCCGUCGUUCGCUCUAUUUGCGAAUUAAAAAUAAAAAUAAAAAAAAUUAUGUUCC
Tuber melanosporum (Perigord truffle) is the source of this 939-nucleotide messenger RNA. RefSeq lists its product as uncharacterized. The record is from RefSeq and is a predicted model, not a curated record. Gene Ontology annotation, molecular function: RNA binding; translation elongation factor activity; ribosome binding. Lineage: Eukaryota; Fungi; Ascomycota; Pezizomycetes; Pezizales; Tuberaceae. Gene Ontology annotation, biological process: positive regulation of translational elongation; positive regulation of translational termination. Bases 132 to 608 code for a protein of 158 amino acids. The transcript has 4 exons.